This is a messenger RNA of Naegleria gruberi, 3918 nucleotides long. RefSeq lists its product as uncharacterized. The record is from RefSeq and is a predicted model, not a curated record. Lineage: Eukaryota; Heterolobosea; Eutetramitea; Acrasida; Naegleriidae. Gene Ontology annotation, molecular function: protein binding. Bases 1 to 3918 code for a protein of 1305 amino acids. The transcript has a single exon.
AUGCUUCGAUUAUUUCUCUUCAUCUUUAUAACUCUCAUUCAGCUAUCCAACAAUUUUUUAAUGGGAAUCGAGGAAGAACCCUUCACCCUCUCCCCACAACUCAAUGUAUUUCCCCAAGCUUCUGGUUCCUAUUCGACUCUCUUCUUCGAUUCAUCCUCAAUGAAACUUUAUUCAUUCGGAGGUUUUGAUGGAAACAAUCCUCUUGACAAUAUUCAAUCAUCAAACGUUUCAAUUUCGAGCAAAAUUACAAGCCAGCUGAUCAAUGGAGGUUAUUCAAAUUACUCCCAAAUUACGCUUGACACUGUGGGGCCAUUCUCAGUGAUUGGAAAGUUACCUCAAAAGGCCUAUGGCUAUGCAUUUCAAGUUUUGAACUUGAAUGGAAUUGAUUAUGCUUAUAUAUUUGGAGGUGGAACAUCAAAGAUAAUGCGAGCAAAACUGUCUGAUUUGCAGUCGUUUUCAGUAUUGGAUGAGGAGCUUCCCUAUUCUUGCACAAUGCCAGUUUUCUUUAGAACAGAGAAGAACCUCUUUCUAAUAGGAGGUUCAUUCAAUUCAGAAUAUUCUAAAGCUGUGUAUAUGGCCAACUUGAGCUCCCCAACAAUUUGGCAAAGAGUUGGGACAUUUCCAAAUGCCAUAUUUGCAGCUAGUGUCUUUAGCGUAGGAAGAAUGAUUUACAUUGUUGGAGGAGGAAGUGAUUUACUAAACUAUUACAAGACAAUCUAUUACACUUCAUUUGAUCAAUUGGAUUCUCUCACGACAAGUAAUGCAUCAUCAAAUUCUGUUUGGAAACUUUCACCCAUUUCACUACCCAAUUCAGUUUUUGGAAGUGCUUCUUUCAUUUCUGCGAAUUAUGCCUACAUCUUUUCUGGAUCUUUAGGAAGGAGUAUGCUUAGAGCUAACCUUAAUAACAUGUCAAUUUGGGAGAAUGUUACUUCAUUCAACUCACCUUACUCUGCGUAUGGAAUAUCAGUGCUUAAUAUGGGAAAUUCCUUAUUGUUUGCUGGUGGUGGACCAACACUCAGUUCCACCAUACCAUAUGGUUAUCUAAUGACCAUCAGUGGUUUUAUGAAUUGUUAUGGGGUGCCGAGUAAUGAUUCAAAUGUUUGUUAUGGGAAUGGAAAAUGUACUGGACUGAAUCAAUGCUCAUGUAAAAAUGGUUUCUAUGGAGAUGCCUGUCAAUACGAAAGUCAAUGUUAUGGAAUUAAGGCAAGCUCACUAAUAGUUUGCUCUGGAAAUGGAGAUUGUCAAGUUGGAGGAAACUGCUCUUGUUUUGAGGGUUUCUCUGGAGUGACUUGUAAUGAUUAUGAAUGUGGAGGAGUUUCUGUAUUGUUGUUGGAUACAGGUAAAUCUCUCAUAUGCUCAGGAAGGGGAAGUUGCAUUUCACCUGGAAAUUGUUCUUGUCAAUUGGGCUAUUAUGGAACGACUUGUGAAAAUUUUGAUUGUUAUGAAAUUCCUUACAAUAAUGAAAAAGUUUGUUCAGGAUUUGGAUCUUGUGUAGCGCCUAACAAUUGUCUAUGUGCUGAAGAGAGUGGAAGAGUUGGGACUCAAUGUGAUCUCUUUCAAUGUUAUGGAAAAUUCUCAAACGAUAGUUUAGUUUGUUCUGGUUUCGGACAAUGCACAGGUCCAGAUCAUUGUGAAUGCCUCACUGGAUAUUCAGGAGAGCAGUGUAACUCUUACAAAUGCCAACCCAACUCUAUCAUUCCUCAAUGUAUGAAGAGAGGAACCUGCACCAAAGAAUUGAAAUGUUCCUGUCAGGAUGGAUAUUACGGAGACAGUUGUGAAUUAUAUUCUUGUUGGGGAAUUGCAAAUACAGAUUCGAAUGCUUGUUCAGGAAAUGGAGUUUGUUCCAAUAUCGAUACUUGUGAAUGUAAAAAGACUGAGAAUGGAACCUUUUAUGGAAGUUUAUGUGAUUCAUAUGUUGAUAGUUCAAGAGUUGCAGCUAAUUUAGAAAUAGCAUUGAAUGGAUCGAAUGUCAAUGGGAGUGAAGGGUUGAUUUCAUUCAAGAUUGGGAGCAGUAUUCAAUCAGGUUUAGUUUCGUAUAGAGUUUGGUGUUCUAAUUGUACCGAUUACAUGUACAAUUCUUAUGAAAAUGCAUGGAUUGUGGAGAGUCAAGAGUUUAGUUUGGAUGUUUCUUCUCUAAAAAGAGAAUAUUAUUAUGAAUUUUUGAUUCGGGGAGUGCUUAGUGAGAGAUAUUCACAAGAUAUUCUUUUGAAUACUCUUUCUACUGUAUUGUUCAUACCAAAGAAACUAAUUCAGCCUCAAGAUGUGCUAAUUACAAAUGUGCAAACUUACAAGUUGUCUUCCACUAUGGCAUUUACCAAGAAUUUAGAUAUUUCCAUUCUAAUUAACAGAGUUUCGUUUAAUUAUCCUGAAGGAGUUGACUUUCUAUUGAACGAUUGUGUUGGAUUCUCAUUAGAUAACACUACUUGUCAAUUGAACUACCAAUCAACUAUAACUGUAUUCAAUUCAUCAGAUUUCAAAACCCCAAUUCGAAUACUUGAAAAUAGUGGACCAAUACUAGCUCAGAGAUAUAGAGACGAUUCCACUAUUCAACUCAACCCAAUAUUACAAAUGAAUAUUUCAAAUCCAUUCCCAAAUAUGAAUUUGGAUGCAUUUGAUGACGGAUCAGAGUUUGUAUUUCAAAUUAGUGUUACAAUUCUCUCAAUAAGAUAUUCAUUUCAAUCCUUUGAAAAAUCGAGAAUUUCAAUUAUCAUUACAAAACCUGCAAUUUAUCCAGAAGAUUAUUUUAAUAGAAUUGAAUUGAGUCCAAAAGAGGGAAUGGCUGUGGUGGAUUCAUUCUUUGUUUCUUCACCUGAAUGGAUUGUGAAUAAUUUAAACCUUCGACCACUUUCGUAUGCUUUCGGAUUUUACAACAAAUAUCAAGACAAGUCCACCAAUGGCAUUCCAUCAACAUCUUCCUUAAUUAGAGUAACAGAAUAUUCAACAGAACCAGUUUCAAAGCUUCCUCUUCCCUAUCUAUUCAAAUCACUUUCUAGAAAUUCAUGGUCAACCUCACCCAUUGAUAUUGUAAUCUUUGUAAAAGAUUCAGAAGGAUUCGAACAAUCCUUGAGAGUGGCCACAGCUCAGGUCAAUCCUCUUUCAAAAGAAUUGGAAUACCUAAGCGAUUAUUCGAAACACGUCCUUCUUUUUGAUCAGUCAGCUCUAUCGAAUACGAAUAACACCAAUCUAAUAUUGAAUUUAAUUAAUAAUCUCAAUAUUGAUAUUACAAAUGCUGAUUCUUCAUUGAAAGUUUUGAAUUCAAUUUCAUCCGAAUCUUCAAUAAUGAAGGAUAAGAAGGUUUUGAAUCAGCUUUCGAAUAGUGUGAAUAGUUUUUUGUAUAAUACUUUGGAUUUAUAUCAGAAAGAAAUAGAUUCGUACGGAUAUGUGAAAUCUAGUUUGACACAAGAUGCGAAAUUGACAGCAAGUAGUUUGUUGGCAAAUAUUUUUGGUUCAUCUUCUAGCUCAAUAACUAUUUCUCAAAAAGGAAUGAUGUUAGUUGAUGAUGAAAUGCGGAAAACUGAAAAUUUAAUCUUGUCAUUUACGAAAUUAAUGUUGAAAUCAGAAAUUCCUAAAGUUUUGAGCACUGACAGUGAUGUCACUAAUCUUCCCUAUACUAAAUUUUCAACCUCUGGACUGAAUACUACCUUUUCUUCCUUUGUGUUAACUAGGGGCGCAAGAAGCUUGCAAAAUUUAGCUCAAAACUCUACUAAAUUUCUAUUAGAAACUAAUGGAGGAAACAUUCAAUUGGAUUUGAGAGAAAUUGCUGGAAAAUAUGGUGGAUUUGGAACUAAUCUUGGACUAUCACUAAUAACAUAUGAAAGAAACAUCAGAAAUGAUAAUUUUUCAAUGCAAAAUCAAAUGUCAUCUUUCAUUCAAGAAUUGAAAUAUUUUCAAAAUGCUGAAGUUGUAAAGUUGAUUUAA